AUGUACAUAGGGGAAACACUGACAAUUACAUCUGUCAUCUCUGAUAACAACAACACGCUGACUGCAGAGAACCAGAAGCUGAAAACCAACCUGUCAGACCUCAACAACACACUGAGCUCAGAAAAGGAAAGACUGAGGAGAGACAACGAUGAUCAGACGGUCAUCAUUGGAAACCUGACAAAGGAAUAUAAUGACUCAGAAAUGAAGAUCAAGGAACUAACUGCAGAGAACCAGCAGCUGAAGACACAAAACCAGCAGCUGAAGACACAAAACCAGCAGCUGAAGACACAAAACCAGGAGCUGAAUACACAAAACCAGGAGCUGAAGACACAAAACCAGGAGCUGAAGACACUGAACAUCUUAAUAGAACAAAUAAGAAACACAGAGAACAACAUUACUGUCGUCCAGCAGAUCAUUGAUGCCUACUGCCCAAUAAAAGAUGGAAACAGACAGUGUAAACCUUGCCUAGAUGGCUGGCUGCACCACCAGUCCAGCUGUUAUGUAAUCCAUAACGUUGAUACUGCUGAUCAGAAAACCUGGGAGGAAGCUCAAGAUGACUGCAGAGGAAAGAAUUCAGACUUGGCUGUAAUAGUUAAUGAAGAUGAAAAGACAUUCAUCAGAGAUAACAGUUGGAGAAGUUUAGGACUCACUGGCUACUGGAUUGGACUGAGAGCUGAAGACAGGAAAUGGAAGUGGAUCGAUGGAAGUGAUCUGACUAAAAAAUCCUGGAUGACACAACCUGAUAACAACGGCUACUGUGUAAUUUCUGUUCCAAACCAAGGAUGGAAAUCAGUGAGCUGUGGAAACAAAAACGGUUGGAUCUGCAAAAAGGCGGCUUUAUCUGUUUAAACAGUGAGAAGCCUCACAUGAGAAGGUUACUGGAUACUCUGUAAAG
This is a messenger RNA of Scomber japonicus (chub mackerel), 895 nucleotides long. RefSeq names its product CD209 antigen-like protein A. The transcript has 5 exons. Bases 1 to 849 code for a protein of 282 amino acids. NCBI's taxonomy places the organism in Eukaryota, Metazoa, Chordata, Actinopteri, Scombriformes, Scombridae. The record is from RefSeq and is a predicted model, not a curated record.